Ostrinia furnacalis (Asian corn borer) is the source of this 999-nucleotide messenger RNA. It is a transcript of the gene Rtca, whose product is annotated as RNA 3'-terminal phosphate cyclase. NCBI's taxonomy places the organism in Eukaryota, Metazoa, Arthropoda, Insecta, Lepidoptera, Crambidae. The record is from RefSeq and is a predicted model, not a curated record. Gene Ontology annotation, molecular function: RNA-3'-phosphate cyclase activity. Gene Ontology annotation, cellular component: nucleus. Gene Ontology annotation, biological process: RNA processing. The transcript is spliced from 8 exons. The annotation marks the transcript as partial.
GUUUGCUUCCAGUUUGAUAUAUUUAUUUAUUGAUUUGCAAAAAGUUGUGCCACAAGUUGUGCUAGUGCCGGGUGUAUUACAAUAAUUUAAACUUUUAGAGGACUGAAUUGCUAUUGUUUUACAAUAAAUAUGACUGAUUUCAUAGAUAUCGACGGUAGCAUUUUAGAGGGGGGUGGUCAAAUACUGCGUAUUUCUAUUGCGCUGAGUGCAAUCUUAGGUGUGCCAGUUCGAGUGAGCAAAAUCAGGGCGGGCCGAAGCAAGCCCGGGUUAGCUUCGCAACAUCUAAAAGGCAUUGAACUUGUCGGCGAGAUGUGCCAGGCAAGGGUGAGGGGCGCCAGUAUAGGCUCCACCGAGAUUGAGUUCACCCCGGGCCCGCUCAGGGGCGGGCAGUAUGAGGCUGACACACACACUGCCGGUUCGGUCAGCCUGCUGCUGCAGGCGGCGCUGCCGUGCGCGCUGUUCGGCGCCGCACCGGUCGAGCUGCAGCUACGCGGUGGCACCAACGCCGCCAUGGCUCCGCAGGUCGACUUUAUGGCGCAGACGUUCCGCAAGCUGCUGAAUCGAUUCGGCGCGGAUUUCGAAAUGACCAUACAUAAGAGGGGGUACUUCCCCAAAGGCGGCGGGCACGUGUCGGUGCGGGUGUCGCCGGUGCGGUACCUGAGCGGCGUCAACAUCAUGCAAGGCGGCCGCGUCAUCGCCGUGCAGGGCGCCAGCUUCGUGGCCGGCAACCUGCCGCUCCAUUUAGCGCAUGGUAUGGCAGAUGGCGCGAAAGAAGAGCUCAGACCUGUGUGCACCAAGAUAGACAUCAAGUGCUACAAAGAGGACAGGAGCGUGGCGCCCGACAACUGCAACGGUAUCAAGUACUUCCCCAAAGGCGGCGGGCACGUGUCGGUGCGGGUGUCGCCGGUGCGGUACCUGAGCGGCGUCAACAUCAUGCAAGGCGGCCGCGUCAUCGCCGUGCAGGGCGCCAGCUUCGUGGCCGGCAACCUGCCGCUCCAU